ACUCGGCCUUGGUUAUGAACCAACAGUGGGUAAGGCGCGAGCUUCUUAGGCGUGUUCAGCAUGCGCAGAGCAUGCGCAGAGCUGCGGUUUGCUAUCGCAAACAAUGAGCUCCUUCCGUUGGUUCGGACUCUGAAUCCGAGCUUCCAAAUGAAAGACGCUGAGCUCACGCAGUUGCGUGAUAGGGCCCUGUUGGCAGUGCCUGGGACUAGGCAUGCUGAUUUUGAACUGGAUUUGAGGCGGUCCCAGACUCGUGAGUUAUUAAUGCUCCGUGAAUUGUUUUGCGGCGUUCAUGAAAACCAUAUAGUACCUGUUGGUGAGACCCGAAUAGUUGCUCUUUUGCGUGAUCAGAUCCGAUCAUUGUCUGUUUACAAUGCUGACUUGGAAAGUAGAAUGACAAAGUUCACUGUUGCGCUGACUUUGCGCAUUGACAGACGCUCUGUCCGGGUGGCAAAGCCAUUGGCCUACUGUCCCCUGGAUAUGCUCCUCCGUCAUGCUGCAGCUGAUGGGUGGGUCAUGGGCAUGUGUGUGGGGGAUAAGCCGAAGGUGAUACAAAGUGCCAUGAAACUCGGGAUUGAUAUGUUAGCGCUGGAUCCCGACUCUCCUGCUUCGGUUCCUGACUGCUCUGAGAGCCGUCUUGAGCCCGCUUCCUACGAUGAAGUCGAGGAUGAGAUCAGGCAUGGAAUGCAUUUCCGAGUUGCGCGUUGGAGAGUUUACCGUCAAUAUGUAGUUCAUCGAGAAUUCAAGCUUACGAAGUUGCUGAGCUGUGGGUUACAGGAGGGAGAUUGGGGAGUUAAACGGGUGCAUGACGAGAUCGAGGAAGGUCAAUUGAGAUGCCAACGAUGUGAAGACAAGGUCAAUCAAAUGCGAGCAAUAAUUGUUUCUGGCGAUAUUAAUGAGGAUGCUGAUCACCAAAGUGAAGUAGAAAUACUCAGGGAUGACGACAACGGCACACCUUCCAUUGCGGAGGAGGACACCGUGAUAGACUACGAUGUUAGUGAUAUCGAGAAGGAGGAGGAUUUUGACCACAAACCUUCCACAACAGGAGGAUAUCAACAUUUCAGUUCCCUUGGUUCACAUCGGUCAUGGGACCCUUUCUCCAUCUGCGACAACGUUGAGCACAAUGAGAAGGUCUACCGUGAAUAUGUAGUUGAUCGAGAAUCCAAGCUUGCGAAGUUGCUGAGCCUUGGGUUCCAGAAGGGAGAUCGGGGAGUUCAACGGGUGCAUGUCGAGAUCGAGGAAGGUCAGUUGACACGUCAACGACGUGAAGAAAAGGUCAAUCAAAUGCGAGCAAUAAUUGCUUGUGGGGAUAUUGAUGAGGAUGCUGGUUGCCAAAGUGAAGAAGAAAUACCUAGGGAUGACAACAACGACACACCUUCCAUUGCGAAGGAGGACAUCGUGAUAGACUACGAUGUUAGCGAUAUCGAGAAGGAGGAGGACUUUGACCACAAGCCUUUCACGGUCUACCGUCAAUAUGUAGUUGAUCGAGAAUCCAARCUUGCGAAGCUGCUGAGCCGUGGGUUCAAGGAGGGAGAUCGGGGAGUUAAACGGGUGCAUGACCAGAUCGAGGAAGGUCAGUUGAAACGUCAACGAUGUGAAGACAAGGUCAAUCAAAUGCGAGCAAUAUUUGCUUAUGGGGAUAUUGAUGAGGAUGCUGAUCACCAAAGUGAAGAAGAAAUACUCAGGGAUGACGACAAGAUUACACCUUCCGUUGCGGAGGAGGACAUCGUGACAGACUACGAUGUUAGUGAUAUCGAGAAUCACCAAAGUGAAGAAGAAGUACUCACGGAUGACGACAACAACACACCUUUCAUGGCGGAGGAGGACAUCGUGACAGACUACGAUGUGAGUGAUAUCAAGAAGGAGGAGGACUUUGACCAUAAGCCUUCCACGGGCUUCGACCAUUCGGAUUUGCAGUCAACUGUUCGUCAGUUACAGUGGGUUGGUGAGACCUUACUUUAUCUCUUGGUCCAGGUUGAGGUUCAAGCGACACUAAGGUUCGUUGUCACUGAGUCUCAGGCUUUGUCUACCGUAGACGGCGUCGAGGUGCUGUACGGUGGGUUGGUCGAUCAAAUGCGAGCAAUAAUUGCUUCUAGGGAUAUUGAUGAGGAUGCUGAUUAUCAAAGUGAAGAAGAAAUACUCAGGGAUGGCGACAACAACACACCUUCCAUUUUUGAGGAGGACAUCGUGACAAACUACGAUGCUAGUGAUAUCGAGGAUCUCCAAAGUGAAGAAGAAAUACUAAGGGAUGACGACAACAACACGCCUUCCAUUGCGGAGAAGGACAUCGUGACAGACGACGAUUUUAGUGAUAUCGAGAAGGAGGAGGACUUUGACCACAAACCUUCCGCGGAUGCUGAUCACCAAAGUGAAGAAGAAAUACUCAGGGAUAACGAUAACGACACACCUUCCAUUGUGAAGGAGGACAUCGUGACAAACUACGAUGUUAGUGAUAUCGAGAAGGAGGAGGACUUUGACCAAACGCGUUCCGCAGAGGGAGAUCGGGGAGUUAAACGGGUGAAUGACCGGAUCGAGAAAGGUCAAUUGAAACGUCAACGAUGUGAAGACAAGGUCAAUCAAAUGCGAGCAAUAAUUUCUUCUGGGGAUAUUGAUGAGGAUGUUGAUCACCAAAGUGAAGAAGAAAUACUCAGGGAUAACGAUAACAACACACCUUCCAUUGUGGAGGAGGACAUCGUGAUAGACUACGAUGUUAGUGAUAUUGAGAAGGAGGACGACUUUGACCACGAGCCUUCCUAUGAUGACAACAGGGACACGAACUCCUACACAACCAAUUCCAGCAAUGACAACGCUUAGCCAACUCGUCGUGACACGAUGAGUAUACUCCUGCCCUGACUAACAAUUCAUAUGCUCAAUUGAUAUUUGCGUUGUCUUUGAUUCGAACAAGUGUGUCAAUUGCAUGCUAUGGCAGGUAUGCUUCUCCAACGGAUUCACUGGUAUCCGUGCUCAAACAAACGUGGCCUUCGGGU
This is a messenger RNA of Chara braunii, 2984 nucleotides long. The record is from the annotation of a GenBank genome assembly. Lineage: Eukaryota; Viridiplantae; Streptophyta; Charophyceae; Charales; Characeae.